AUGACGGCGCAACUGUCGGAGUACGCGACGUCGGGCCCGAUGGCCGGCGACGAGAACGGCGGUGGCAGCAGCAGCAAUGAUAGCGGUGGUGUCGUCGUCGUCGGUGGCUGCAGUGGCGACGAAUCCGCGGCCGAACGACGGGUGGUGAUGAUCGCGUUCAAAAUGGAAAACGAUUGCGAUGAGGAGACGGCCGCCGGACCGUCGCGGGACGACUCGAACUCGGAAUCACACGCCAUGGUCGAGCUCGAGCUCGAGCAGCAGCAAUCUCCGCCGUCGUUUUCGUCGGACGGAAAUACAGCUGAUCAAAAGUGCAUGGACCUCAGUAAUUUGAAUGAAGAAGAUCAAACAUUCAUUGAAGAUUCGAAGUGCAUGGACUUGAGUCAUUUGAGUGACGAUGAUCCCAAUUUCAUUGAAGGUGGAAACGGUGGCGGAGGAGGAGGAGGCGGAGUGUCCGGCUCCAUGGACGGCCUCCAGCAGUAUGUGGCCGUCGGCGGAAACGGCGGCGGUACGCCCGUGUCCGCGGCCGCAGCCGCUGUCAACCCGUCGGCCACUGGUUCCGAGCUGCCCGACACUAAAGAGGGCAUCGAGGAACUGUGUCCCGUGUGCGGUGACAAGGUGUCCGGUUACCAUUACGGUCUGCUCACGUGCGAGUCAUGCAAAGGCUUUUUCAAGCGGACCGUGCAAAACAAAAAGGUGUACACGUGCGUGGCCGAGCGGUCGUGUCACAUCGACAAGACCCAAAGGAAGAGGUGUCCGUUCUGCCGAUUCCAGAAAUGUCUCGAAGUCGGCAUGAAACUCGAAGCCGUCCGAGCGGACAGGAUGCGAGGAGGCCGAAACAAAUUCGGACCCAUGUACAAACGGGACAGGGCGAGAAAGCUGCAGAUGAUGCGUCAGCGACAGAUGGCCGUGCAGACGUUGCGCGGUGGCGUAGUCACGUCGGCCGGGGCCAACAACCACCACCAAUUCGCCAUGUUGGCCGGCGACGCGGUCACGCUAGGCCCGUACCCUGGUUCCCCCAUCACGUCCUCGGUGUCCAGUUUGCACAUCAAACAGGAAAUUCAGAUUCCCCAGGUGUCUUCGUUGACAUCCUCGCCCGACUCAUCUCCCAGCCCGAUCGCCGUGGCUCUGGGCCAGGCCGGACUCGGGUCUCUGACCACGGGCGCCGGUGGCACCACUUGUGUGGUCAACCAACACUCACAGAUGACGCUGCAAAUCGUGGCUUCGGCCAACGGCAACAACAAUAACAACAACACUAGCAGCAGCAACAACAACAACAAUAGCACGGGCGUGACCAACAUGACCGGUGCAAACGGUGGAGUCCCGCCGUCGCAACACCAGCAACAUCACCAGCAGGCACAACAGCAACAACAGCAACAGCAACAGCAGUCGGUAGUACCGGCCUCGACCUUGCUGUCCGUAAACAAAAUGUGGUCUCCACCGUCGUCGCCUAAGAACUACCUGUUGUCCGCGCACCAGCAACAACAGCAGCAACACCACGUGCCACAGCAGCAACAGCAGCAACAACAGCAACAGCAGAUGGUGGUGGACGGUGGCGGUAGCUCGUCGACCGCCGCGACUGCUAAUGGUGGCGGCAGCGGCGUCAAAGGCAUGUCGCCCAUGAUCCGGGACUUCGUGCAGGGACUGGACGACCGGGAGUGGCAGAGUUCACUGUUCGGCCUGUUGCAAAACCAGACGUACAACCAGUGCGAGGUCGAUCUCUUCGAACUCAUGUGCAAGGUGCUCGACCAGAAUCUAUUCUCGCAGGUGGACUGGGCGCGGAAUUCAGUGUUCUUCAAAGAUUUGAAGGUGGACGACCAGAUGAAACUGUUGCAGCACUCGUGGUCGGACAUGCUGGUGCUGGAUCACAUCCACCAGCACAUGCACAACAACCUGGCCAACGAGAUCAUGUUGCACAACGGGCAAAAGUUCGAUCUACUCGCUCUCGGUCUACUCGGGGUCACCACGAUGGCUGAUUGUUUUGCCCAGGUCAUCGAUAGGUUACAGGAGCUCAAGUUUGACGUUGGCGAUUACAUCUGCCUAAAGUUCCUGCUGCUGUUGAACCCCGACGUUAAAGGGAUUGGCAACAGUAAACACGUUCACGAAGGUCACGAGCAAGUGUUGAAGGCUCUCUUGGACUAUUGCAUCACAGCCAACUCUCAAGUACAGGACAAAUUUACCAAAUUGUUGUCCGUACUGCCAGAAAUCCAUCACAUAGCCACCAGGGGCGAGGAGAGUCUGUACUUGAAGCACUGUAGCGGCGGCGCUCCCACGCAGACGUUGCUCAUGGAGAUGCUGCACGCCAAACGAAAAUAA
Macrosiphum euphorbiae (potato aphid) is the source of this 2313-nucleotide messenger RNA. Lineage: Eukaryota; Metazoa; Arthropoda; Insecta; Hemiptera; Aphididae. The record is from the annotation of a GenBank genome assembly.